This is a messenger RNA of Impatiens glandulifera, 1023 nucleotides long. RefSeq lists its product as uncharacterized. The coding region runs from base 22 to 438 and encodes 138 amino acids. The record is from RefSeq and is a predicted model, not a curated record. The transcript has 3 exons. Lineage: Eukaryota; Viridiplantae; Streptophyta; Magnoliopsida; Ericales; Balsaminaceae.
AGUGUUUAUCUGUAUUUCAGGAUGGAUGAAGCUGUUUGGGACGCAUCGUAUUAUCAAGAUGUAUAUGUAAGUGCGGAGGAGACUGGACAGCAAUGUGAAGUUCUUUAUGAUACGGGAGAAGAGGAUAUUUUGAAUGAGAUAUCUUGUUUACAAGUGCUGAGGAUAUUGAUAACAAAUGCAAAUACUGAGAUGGCUCAGCUUGAAGAAGAUCUUGUCUCCCUUCAUUGCGAACUGGUCUUGGCUGAUGAUGCAUGGUAUGAAAAAUGUGCAUCUACAUUGCAACAGGAAAUUAAAAGCUUUGACAUAUCGAUACCGAAAUUGAAGAAUAGCAUUGAGAAAGGUGAACUUGAAUUUGAUCUUGAACCAGCUAAGGGAAUGCAUGAAAUGCUGAAGGUUCUUCUCAGAGAUGAUCUCCCCCAGGAAAAUGAUAAGGUCUGAUAAUACUUUUAACAUAUAACAGUCACUUUCUUCCUGCUCUGUUGUUGGUUCACUAUGGGUAAAGUCUUGUAAUAAAUAAGACAAACUCAAUUAUGUGAUUUAACUUUGUAACCAUCUUUGACUCCUUCAUUGAAACAGAGUUUUCCUAGAAAUAAAGAUUAGUUUCAGAACUUAGGCACCUUUACACUCUGCCUAAUUGGUGUUCCCCACCCCACAUUAGAAUUGAUUCUGAUAAGAGAACCUAUCAGGUCGGCUUAGUUUGUUCUUGCUUUAGCUGUGGUAAACCUAUGUGAUACUCCAAUGAUCUUGUCCAGGUACUACACGAGUCAGUUGAGGAGAAUGAUAUAGACACACUCAAGAGAGAAUGUAGAGAGGCUAUAGUAGGCAGUGAAAGAACUGAAAUUUCAAGUUGUCUUGUGAAUUCUGAAGGAAGACAAGUUACGGUACUAUGUCAUUACCAAGUUCCAAAAAUUGCUUCAAUGUUUAGUUGCUUAAUAUUGACAUGUUUAACAGGAUGAUGACGUGAAGCUCAAAAACCAGUCCAUCGAGAUUGCUUCUAGUCUCGAUAGAUCAAAUUCAACCGAA